CAAAAACCUUUGACGCGGAUGUAACCUGUAAAGAUAGCACCACCUCCCGAUCCUUUUGUUACCCUGUGAUACCCUGGUAAUUUGUACAUAAGUGUACUGAUUUCAGGGAGAAGUUGCUUCUUCAGACUCACCAUCACUUCUGACGGGACCCUCCGGAGGAAAAUAAUCAAUUCAAUAUUGAUACACACCCAACUAAAAAGUAAUUUUACAGGGACGUCACAAUGCUACGGAUUUACUUGUGCUUGAGUGUUGUUGUCAACGUGGCCGUCUCGCAGGAGGCUGAGGAACCCAUCUCAUACACGUGCACAGAUGGCUAUACAUUUGACAUGGAACGACAAGAAUGCAAAGACAUCAACGAGUGUACCACGGUGCCCGACGCCUGCAAGGGCGGCAUGAGGUGCAUCAACCAUUUCGGAGGCUACUUCUGCCUACCCCAGAAUGCCCAGAUCAUCGUCAGUAAUGGUGACGACGAGCCCACCGUGGCCCCUCUGGUGGAGGAACAGCGUCCUCUGGCACCCGCCCCUGCUCUGCCUGUCCGACGGGUCAUCCAGAGCCCCUUCCAAAGCCAGGGCACCAUGCAGUGUGCCGCAGGGUUUGUGGUGGACGAGCUCAACUACUGCCGUGAUGUGAACGAGUGUGAGGGGAGCAACCCCUGUCAGCACCAGUGCUACAACAUCAUGGGCUCCUUCAUCUGCCAGUGUGAGCAGGGUUAUGAGCUAGCCUCUAACCAAGCCUCCUGCCAAGAUAUCGACGAAUGCGCCUUCUCGAGUUACAUGUGCCAGUGGCAGUGCGUGAAUCAGCCUGGAGGAUAUGUCUGUGCCUGUCCCGAGGGAUACCAGCUCCAAGGCAACCGAAUGUGCCAAGACAUAGAUGAGUGUGAAACAGGAAACAACUGCCGCGAGGACGAGAUGUGUUGGAACUACUUUGGCGGUUUCCGCUGCUACCCCAGGAACCCUUGCCAUGAGCCCUAUGUGAAGACAGGAGAGGGGCGUUGCAGCUGCCAGUCGCCCACAAUGUGCAGAGGCCUGCCGCCGUCCAUCGUCUACAAGUACAUGAGCAUCUCGUCGGAGCGCUCCGUCCCAGCCGACAUCUUCCAGAUCCAGGCCACGAGCGUCUACCCUAACAUGCACAACACCUUCAGGGUCAAGUCUGGCAACGAGGGAGGGGAGUUCUUCCUCAGGCGCUCCAGUAACGUCAGCGCCAUGCUGGUGAUGACCAAGCCGCUGACUGGACCGCGGGAGCACGUGGUCGACCUGGAGAUGGUCACCCACAACAAUGCCCUCAACUACCGCUCCAGCUCUCUGCUCCGGCUCACCAUCAUCGUGGGACCCUAUGCCUUCUAAGUUCCAGUUAUAAAUUGCUCUUAGGCACUGAUCUUAGAUCAGUUUACCUGUCCCCAUAUCUCAUAUUAUCCAUUAGUGGAUAAAAUGCAAAACUACUCAGCCCUCUUACUCCCUGCCAGACCCUCACAAGGCCUAACACUCUCUGUACUGCUUGGAUUUAAUAGAGAUAUCCACAUACUCCAUGCAAGGGUUUCCCAUUCCUGGUCCUUGUCCUGUUUUGGCCAGUUUUCAUUCAAAUUGAUGGCUGUAUAAAUUGUGAUUGAAUGUAUAUUGUCUAAUCUGCUGGUUGAGCACUGUACUGGGUGAAAUUGUUUUGUUUUAGCUCAACGUGUCUAUUCCUUUCUUAGAGAAGGAACCAUUGGAUAAUUGCAGUGAAAACCAACACACACACACAGAGCACAUACUGUAGGAGCAGGAGGGUGAAAUAGCCAGGCCACAAAAUAGUCAUUUUAUGCAUCACUAGCUAACGAUAACAUUGUAAGAGCCUAACGUGACUUAAAUUGAACACAAGUCCUUCUUAUUCAUCCGUUGCUAAAUGUAUGUAUUGCAAAGUAGUAGGAGUUCUCAUUACAUUGAAAUAUUUGUGAAAUCUCAACCUUAGUCUAGUCAAGAUGUGUUUUCCUGCAGAGAAAUUACCAGUGUUUGAAAUCACACUUGCCCUUUAUUAUCUUUUACCAUAGUUGCCAAGUGAGGUUCACAAUCACAUCGUUAUCCCCUUUAAAGAUCACUGAUUUUGUUUGUUUGGAGAGCUUUUCACUUAUGUAGUUGAAAAGAAAUGUACAGUAAUGCAAUGUGAUGUCACUAUAAAUACCAAUUGUCUUUGAAAA
Oncorhynchus nerka (sockeye salmon) is the source of this 2170-nucleotide messenger RNA. RefSeq names its product EGF-containing fibulin-like extracellular matrix protein 1. The transcript is spliced from 9 exons. NCBI's taxonomy places the organism in Eukaryota, Metazoa, Chordata, Actinopteri, Salmoniformes, Salmonidae. The record is from RefSeq and is a predicted model, not a curated record. Gene Ontology annotation, molecular function: calcium ion binding. Bases 222 to 1343 code for a protein of 373 amino acids.